GACCCCCGCCACCCCCGGCCUCCCUCCCCGCCGGGGCGCGGCCUGGCGCCCAGCGCCGCCCCUAAGAUGGCGGCGGCGCUGCUGCAGCGCUGGCGGGCGGGUGGCGGCGGCGGCGGGGUCGCGGUGCUAUGGCGGGUCCCGCGCCGCCAGCGCAGCACUUUCGACGUGGCCGUGGUCGGCGCGGGGAUCGUGGGGCUGGCGUCGGCCCGGGAGCUCGCCCUGCGCCACCCCUCGCUCGCCCUCGCCGUGCUGGAGAAGGAGCCGGAGCUGGCUUGUCACCAGACUGGACAUAACAGCGGUGUGAUUCACAGCGGAAUUUACUACACCCCGGGAUCUCUGAAAGCUAAGCUGUGCGUGCAGGGGGCAGCCCUCUGCUACGAGUACUGUGACCAGAAGGGAAUACCAUAUAAACGGUGUGGGAAGCUAAUUGUGGCCAUUGAACAAGAUGAAAUUCCAAGACUCAAAGCUCUGUACGAAAGAGGGCUGCAGAACAAUGUCCGAGAUCUGAAGUUGAUCGGAGCAAAAGAAAUACAAGCAAAAGAACCCUUCUGCAGGGGUCUGAUGGCCCUUGAUUCUCCAUAUACUGGCAUUGUGAAUUAUAAACAAGUGGCCCAGUCCUAUGCUGAAGACUUCCAGGAAGCAGGUGGGACGAUCUUGACUGAUUUUGAAGUCACAGACAUGGAGAUGGCUAAAGAAGGUUCUUCAGAAAAUGAAGAUGGGCUGCAAUACCCGGUCGUUGUUAGGAACUCUAAGGGUGAGGAAAUCUACUGUCGGCACAUUGUGACCUGUGCAGGACUCUACUCGGACCGCUUGUCUGAAAUAAGUGGGUGCAGCCCUGAACCUCGUAUUGUGCCCUUCCGUGGGGAUUAUUUGGUGCUAAAGCCAGAAAAGUGCUAUAUGGUUAAAGGAAACAUUUAUCCGGUUCCCAAUCCUCGGUUUCCUUUUCUGGGAUUUCAUUUCACACCACGAAUGGAUGGCAGUGUUUGGCUCGGUCCUAAUGCAGUGCUAGCCUUUAAGCGAGAGGGCUACAGAUUGCUUGACUUCAGCACUGCAGACUUUCUGGAUGCUGUUCUGUACAGUGGGUUAUGGAAGCUGGUGCUGAGAAACUUCUCAUACGGACUCAGUGAAAUGUACAGAGCGUGUUUCCUUAGCGCACAGGUGAAGCAACUGCAGCGGUUCAUCCCUGAGGUCACCGUCAAUGAUAUACUCAGGGGUCCAUCUGGAGUGAGAGCCCAAGCGUUGGACAGUGAUGGAAAUUUGGUAGAUGACUUUGUGUUCGACGGAGGCACUGGAGAUAUCGGAAGCAGAAUUCUUCACGUCAGAAAUGCCCCUUCUCCUGCUGCUACCUCCUCCCUUGCCAUCGCAAAAAUGAUUGCGGAUGAAGUGAAGCUAAGGUUUGAAUUGUGAACGACUGACAGGUUCAGUGGUGUUUUACCCCCUCGCAUAUGUGUAGCAGCUUGUCUGCACUGAAUGAACUCUGCAGCCUGUAACGACAAAGAUAAAACAGGCAACUUGUUCCUUGCCAGAUCAGCGCUGGUACAGCUGUGUGCAAAACGAGCCAUUGCAACGUUUGCCUUUGCAAGCCCACAACUUAUCAGCUUCCUGAAUAAAGGAGUUACGAUGCCUGAUAAGAUCUGGUGCUGCACCGACAUCUGCAAGAAACAAGCACGUGGCUAAUUCACGGUGAAGGCUGCCUCACUCACCCGAGCAGGGAGAGCCUGGGGGGCUGGUGCUGGGCGCUCAGCGAGGGUCCCGGGGUGGUCGAGGGCCAUAGGCGGAGCACGAGGAGCCGCUGUGGGUGGGCUGCCCAGGCUGGUUUCUUAUGCCUCCUCCUUGUGCGCUAUAGAGAUGGGCUGAUCCUCUGAAAAACCACAAGUGUGGGGAGGUUCUGGGUGUGCUUUGUCCCUGUCUCUCUUUAAAUUGAUUUGGAGUGUUCAGUCCCCUAACAUAUUAAAAUAGAGAUAGAAGAAUAAGCAGUUUAAGGGCUCUGCAAAUGCGGAAUUAAAGGCUUUAUCAUAGAGUGAAAACAAAAUUCAGAGCCUUCUACGUGAAUGUAGAGUGUUUCAGAGAAAAAUAAGCCUAACAAGGGAUUACCAAAUCCAAGUCAAUUUAGAUAUGUGAUUCAGAUAUGCAGUCUGUCUGAUUUGUCUCUGCUUUUGUAUACAGCUGAAAUCAAAAUGUAUACAUAAACAGUCAUUUUUCAUCUAACCUAAAUUUGGGAAGUCAGCACUGAUCAGGAACUACUUUGGGGGGAGGGGGUGUCUUUUUUUUCCUUUGAAUACUGGUAAUGCAGAAGGAGCUUAUCGUUGCACAGCAUGUUGAGCAAUCCAGUGGAAAUGGCCUUUGUAAAGGCAAAUGUGAAGGGAGGGAAGCUACAGAAACCUGUCCUAAUUGAGUCAUGUUGCGUACUACUUCCCUUAGAGCCCAAACAGCAAUGAGUCAGGAAGGUUUCCCAUUUCCCAGAUGUCUGGCAAGAGGGGAGCUUGGAACAUACUGGUUGCUCUUGUGAACUCUUAUUUGUACUUGAAGCGUUAUCAAAGGUGCACCUGGGAGAGGAUCUGCGUGGAGAGUGUGCUUUGAAAUAGAGCUGUUGAACAAAUUUGGUACUAAGCUAACUGAGUAUCUUGGUGUGUUCUGCAUAAUUGCUGCAAAAAAAAGAAUUACGUGGCCCCAGGGACAAAGUACUUCAGAAUACUUUUAAAGCAGAUGUUCACAGGAUGUUGGGUAAUACAGAUAAUUGUGGGUAGUUUGCUAUCAGGCAAUCUGCCAUACUUUUUUUUUUUUAAGUUACUUUCUGUACUUCUCUGACAUGCAUAAGGGAGCGUGUUAGCAUAGCAGGUCAGGUGUGCAGGCUGAUCUGUUCUCACUGCACAGAGCUGAGCUGCUUUUGAGACAGCAAGGCCUUAACUUAUCUAGGAUUUUUUUUUUUUUGUUUCUUCCUGGUGACAUCUACUUUACUGGAAAAGUGACUCCCAUAUAAGGGCAACCUGGAAAUUCAGAUAAUCAGUUCCCCAAAGAGAAGCUUUGCACAUUAUUUUUAGCUGCAAUAAAACUAGAUGAAGGUUCAGAUGUUCCAAACGCUACGUCGUCGUCCAGCGGUGUAAAAGCUGCAUCUUCGCACUGAAACGGUAGUGUCUUCCCUGCUCCCCAGAAGGGUUGCCUAUCAACAGUAAAUACUACAAAAAGAUUGCAAAAGCAGCUUCCUCCCACACAAGGUGUGGCCCUAACGUGUAUUAACAGAAUAAAGAACAUUAAAAUGUAAAACAGUCACACUAUGGUGAAUCUUAAGUCAGCACAUUUAACUGUACAGCCUUCUGUGCUUUGCAAUCACUUGGUUUCUAUUUUAUUCUCAGGAGAUGAUUAUUUUUCAGGAGAGUUUAGCUGAAGCUUUCAAAAUAUGAGUCUUUAUGUAGAAUUCAGUGAAAUAUUUAUAUUUUUAGAUCUAAAGUUUAUAAGCUUUUAAAAGCAAUUCUGUGAAUUAUGAUAACGGAGUGCAAUACGUACACUGCAUUGCCCACAGAGCAUGAAACUGUAUGAAAUUUUUUUUAAAGACGUCCAGUCACACGGAUGGCUUUAAUCACCUUUUUCUGUUGUCAUUAAAAUUGCAUUUUUUAAAAACU
This is a messenger RNA of Dromaius novaehollandiae (emu), 3620 nucleotides long. It is a transcript of the gene L2HGDH, whose product is annotated as L-2-hydroxyglutarate dehydrogenase. NCBI's taxonomy places the organism in Eukaryota, Metazoa, Chordata, Aves, Casuariiformes, Dromaiidae. Bases 67 to 1407 code for a protein of 446 amino acids. Gene Ontology annotation, molecular function: (S)-2-hydroxyglutarate dehydrogenase activity. The transcript has 10 exons. The record is from RefSeq and is a predicted model, not a curated record.